Molecule: messenger RNA, 563 nt
Organism: Drosophila hydei
Lineage: Eukaryota; Metazoa; Arthropoda; Insecta; Diptera; Drosophilidae
Exons: 3
Coding region: 12-563 (183 amino acids)
Source: RefSeq, a predicted model, not a curated record
UAGUUAGGAGUAUGUAUUCUUGCAUUAUUGCAUUAUUUUUGCUCUCAAUAAGCUGCAGCGGAGAACGCUCAUGGGAGUAUGAGGCUUUGUAUAUACAUGCGAGCACAUCGGAUGAAUCCCUACUGGAGUUCAAGGCGGAAGUUGUACGCAAGGGACGUGGCAGCCCCACCAUCUCAGCCGUCUUAGACAUGCACUACCAAAUAGACGACACGACUAUGAUGGAGGCGAGCAUUCAGCAGAGUCAAACGGGCAGAGACGAUGAUUACCGGCAGAUGCCUUGGAACAUAGACAAACAGCCGUUUCCCAAAUAUCUCGAGGACUUUUACAAGGAUGUCCUCUAUGCCAAUGUGGGACACUGUUCGAAUUUGGUCGAGCCUGGCAAUGAAAUUCCCUGGCCAAUGAUAACGUACAAGUUCGAGAACUGCAUUAUCACCGGCGACGGAUUGCCCGAAAUAGCGCCCGAAGGAUAUUAUAAGGUAUUCUUUAAUGUUACUGGCGAGGUUGACUGGGGCUUUGUGCUCGGCUUGAAGAUAGUCUCUAAAUCGAAUACGAUGGGUUAUUAA